Messenger RNA from Cyclopterus lumpus (lumpfish), 1881 nucleotides. RefSeq names its product calcium channel, voltage-dependent, beta 2b (gene cacnb2b). Lineage: Eukaryota; Metazoa; Chordata; Actinopteri; Perciformes; Cyclopteridae. Gene Ontology annotation, biological process: neuromuscular junction development; calcium ion transmembrane transport; regulation of voltage-gated calcium channel activity. Bases 1 to 1881 code for a protein of 626 amino acids. Gene Ontology annotation, molecular function: high voltage-gated calcium channel activity; protein binding. The record is from RefSeq and is a predicted model, not a curated record. The transcript is spliced from 14 exons. Gene Ontology annotation, cellular component: voltage-gated calcium channel complex.
AUGUAUUGCUGUGGGCUGGGACACUGGCGGAGAGUGCAGUCCACAUAUGGAGAGCGUCAGGACUCAGACGUUGUCGAGGAAAGAAACGCCCAGGUGCAGCUGGAGAAGGCCAAGUUCAAGCCGGUUGCAUUUGCAGUGCGUUGCAACUUCUCCUACACACCAGCAGACGACGACAACGUCCCCGUGCCGGGCCAGGCCGUCACCUUUGAGGCCAGAGACUUCCUCCAUGUCAAAGAGAAGUUUAACAAUGAGUGGUGGAUCGGCCGGCCCGUGAAGGAGGAUAGUGUUGUGGGCUUCGUCCCCAGUCCUGUCAAUCUGGAAACCAUCCUCAUCAGAAGAGAAGUGCAGGCGAGAAAAGCUGCCAAGGCCCUAGCCAACAAAUCCACUCAAGUAGCUCAAGAUAUGAACGCAAAGAAAUAUACUCCUCCAUCCCAAGCCAAUCAGCAGGUGAAAAAGAAACCGGGGGAGCAGGUGUCUAUGUAUGACGUAGUGCCUACAAUGCGUCCUGUGGUUCUAAUGGGACCAUCACUGAAGGGCUUAGAUGUUACAGAUAUGAUGCAAAAAGCACUCUUUGACUUUUUAAAACAUCGAUUUGAAGGCAGAAUUACUAUUACACGGGUCACAGCAGACAUCUCUCUGGCUAAACGCUCCAUCCUCAACAACCCUGGGAAAAAGGCCUUGAUGGAUCGGUCGAACACUCGCUCACAUUUAGAUGCUGCCGCCCAGAUCCAGGGGGAGGUGGAGCGUAUCUUUGAGCUCGCCCGCAGCCUGCAGCUGGUGGUUCUAGAUGCAGACACAAUCAACCACCCCAUCCAGGUGUCCAAGACCUCCCUGGCACCGAUCCUCAUCUAUGUCAAGAUCUCCUCAGCCAAGGUGUUGACGAGACUGAUCAAGACCAGAGGGAAGUCACAGACCAAGCAUCUUAACGUUCAGAUGGUGGCAGCAGACAAGCUCGCCCAGUGCCCUCCGGAAAUGUUUGACGUCAUCAUAGAUGAGAACCAGCUAACUGACGCCUGUGAGCACGUUGCUGAUUAUCUGGAGUCGUACUGGAGAGCCACUCAUCCGCCAGAGAUGGAGCCUGCCAACUCACUAGUGGCCCAGCUAGCCGGGAAUACACUGCCCACCAGUCCUUCAGCAAUACCGGAUGGGCAAAAAAACAAGAAGUCCGCCGCCCCCAAGAGGAAGGGUACCCGGGAGAACCAUCUAGACCAGGAGCAACCGCCAGCCCCAGCCCAGGAGCAGAGGGCUGAGGAGGGCCAGAGAGAGGAGGAAGAGCAGCUCCUGAGGACUGAGCCAAAGAGACCCCAGCGUGCCCAUCACCAUCACCAUCACCACCACCGCCGGCUGGAGCAUCACAGCCACACCCAGCACAACCAAACAUCCGGCGGCAUGGAAGUGCGGUCGAGCAGGGAUUACAGACAGAGGCUUCCCCGCAUGCACCUGCCUGAGGAGAGGGAGGAGGAGGUGGAGGAUGUGGUAGGGGAGGACGAGGAGGAGACGCGCUAUAACCACCGAGGACAUAACCACCACCAUCAUAACAGCAACCACCACCAUCACCACCACCACCAACCACAACAACAGCAGCAGCAGCAGCAACAUCACCGUGGUAACAGCCAUGCACGGGUUGGGGAAAACUAUGAGCAGGAGCACAAUGAACGCAACCGCCAGCAUCGGCAUCACCAGCAUAAUCCACCACGGACACAGCACACAGAUCACUAUCCUGCAGCCAAUCACCACAACUACCACGGCAGAGACAGAGAAAGACACAAGGACAGGGAAAGAGACAGAGAUAGAGAUAGAGACCGAGACAGGGAUAGGGAUCGAGGUAGAGAUAGAGAUAGAGAUGCUCGACAAUGGCACAGAGAUUCCUAUAUACAAUAG